Messenger RNA from Paramuricea clavata, 1037 nucleotides. NCBI's taxonomy places the organism in Eukaryota, Metazoa, Cnidaria, Anthozoa, Malacalcyonacea, Plexauridae. The record is from the annotation of a GenBank genome assembly.
AUGUAUUGCCCUGGAUGCGGUUCUGAACAUAAUAGCAUUGAAGAAAUGUAUUGUGGAAACUGUUCGUCUGAACGGGACGCUAACCAGCUUCUAAAAGUAUAUUUUGAUUGUGGUUAUCCGUGCGAUGCCAUUGUUGGACUACUAGCAGCACAAGGUUUCCACAUGUCCUUGAGUGCAGUCAAGAGGCGUCUCAGAGCUUUAGGGCUCAAACGAAAAAGCAUUCAGUUUGACGAAGACCACUUAAAGGCUGUUAUCCAGGAAGAAAUGCAAGGAGCUGGAAGUCUAUCGGUAUACAGAAGCAUUUGGCAUGCUUUGCGAUUAAGACAUGGUAUACACGUUAGUCGCCAUGUUGUAGCGACAUUGAUGAGAGAGAUCGAUCCUCUUGGUGUAGAAGAGCGGAAAAAACGCUUGCUGGCACUUAGACGGUAGGAAUGUAUUUAUUUGGGAAGUGGUACAGGGGCUGCCCCCCCCCCCCGGUUUGCAAAGUAGGGGAAAACUCAACGAUAUUGUGUGCCAAUCAAAACGAAGGUGUAACAUUCCCCCCGACCAGCAACCUGUACCAACCUACACCCUGCAAUUUAGACCUGCUGUAAAAUGUUUGCAAUUAGAACAAGUGUCCUAUAUUUCAUUUACUUAAUUGAUUGGGAACGAGAGGGGUCCUAUAUUUCAUUUACUUAAUUGAUUGGGAACGAGAGGGGCAUUUACCAUUCGUUAUUUUCCCUAGGGGCGAGCAUUUGUUGUCGAGAAAUUUAAAGUGGUGGAUUUGACCACAACUAAAAAACUAUUCUUUUUACCUGACAUGAAGGCUAUAUUAUAGAUAGGCUUUAAUGUUUCAAUCAGUAAUGUUUUUGUACUUUCCCGUUUCAAUCAAAUGCACUUUGUUUUUGCUUUUGUAUUUUUAAGAAAAUGGCGAAAAUGUUAGUAAACGAUUUUCAAAGUCAAAAUAUGAAUUAUUUCCAAGACUGGUUGGACGAGAGUGGACCGGGGAAGUUGAAGAGUGGACCGGGGAAGUUGAAGAAUUUCAACCUUCAAAUUAA